UUUCAAGUUAGUAGUCGCGAAUCGCGAUUAUUCGGUAUUUUUCUAGGUAUAUUUGAAUUAGUUAUAACAGUUUUACGUUUUUGCUUUAAAAUAAGAUUGAACUUUUUGUAAACGAACCUUAUAAAGAAUAAACUUAGGUUCAGCUGUGUUAAUACAUAUACAAAAAAUGCGCCGUUUAGCUUUUGCCGAGUGUUUGCUAUUAAUAUUGUUAAUAUGCAUACAUAAUUCAACUCAAGUAAAGAAACAAACAUCAAUAACUCAAGUAGAAGACCUUAAAGAGUUCAAAAAAUUAAUGAAAACAAAAACGAAUGUUUUAGUUUUAUACAUAAAUAUUCAAAAAGAGGCUAUGCCUAUUUUAAAGACAUUCCGAGAAGUAGCAGAUAAAAUGAAAGGGCAGGCUACAUUGGUGUCAAUUAAUUGUGCUGGAAGUGAAGGAAAAAAGCUUUGCAAAAAGUUGAAGAUUGAUAAAAGCAGUCCUUACUUUAUAAAGCACUUUAAAGAUGGGGAAUUCAAUAAGGAUUAUGAGAGAGCAGAAACAGUGAAUUCUAUAGUAAAUUUUUUAUUGGAACCUACUGGAGAUGCACCAUGGGACGAAGAUCCUUCAGCUAAUCAUAUUUAUCAUUUAGCUAAUUCUAUGGCUCUAUCUAGCUUUCUCAAAAAGUGUGCAGCAACCUCAAUGAAGUCAAUAAUUAUGUUUUAUGCUCCUUGGUGUGGGUAUUGUAAAACAUUGAAACCUGAAUACUCCAUGGCAGCUUUAGACUUAAAGGGAGAAGCAAUGCUGGCAGCAAUCGAUGUAUCAAAACCUCAGAAUUCAAAACUUCGUUAUGAAUACAACAUUACAGGAUUUCCCACUCUGCUAUACUUUGUAAAAGGCAGUUAUCGUACGGUGUACAAUGGGGAUAACAAGCGCGAUGCGAUAGUGAUGUUCAUUCGAGACCCGAGUAGUGUACAGGAGAUGAAGAAGGAAACACCAAAAUCCUGGGACUUGGAUACCGAACUACUACACUUGACAGCGGAAAGCUUUGAUUCGACAUUGAAACAUGUCAACAGCGCAUUGGUAGUGUUCUACGCACCUUGGUGUGGUCAUUGCAAGCACUUGAAGCCGAAUCUCAUUAAAGCUGAAGAAAGUAUGAGGACGCAACAGAUUGCUGGUAUGAUCGCAGUUGUUGAUGUGACGUCAGAGCAGAGUUUGGGGUCAAGAUUCAAUGUCAAGGGAUAUCCGUCGAUGAAGUAUUUUAACAACGGCGAAUACAAGUAUGACGUGAACUUCCGCACUGAUGAUAAAAUUGUUGAAUUUAUGAAGAACCCCCAAGAACCAGUCCCCACACCACCAGAAACGCCAUGGUCUGAAGAAGAGACAUCAGUGCGUCACCUCUCAUCAAACAACUUUAAACGCUCGCUUAAGAAGGCGGCACACGCGAUAGUUAUGUUCUAUGCUCCAUGGUGCGGUCACUGCAAAUCGACUAAACCGGAGUUCGUAAAGGCCGCUGACACAUUCGCGGAUGACCUGAUGGUUCUCUUUGGGGCCGUUGACUGUGUGGUUGAGGAAGACAUUUGUGCUAAUUACAAAGUUAAGGGAUAUCCCACAUUUAAAUACUUCAAUCAUUACGAGCGAGUUGAAGAUUAUAGUGGCGGGAGAAAGAGUGAAGAUUUCGUAAAGCACAUACAUACACAGAUAGAUGGUCAGAGGCAAGAGGAGGGCAGGAAGAGUCAUACAGUGACCGGGUUCGGAAUAAAUGUGGUGCAAGCGAGUGAUGCAAAUUUCGAAGAGAUCCUAUCUGACUCUGUUCCCAGUUUUGUUAUGUUUCAUGCUCAGUGGUGCGGCCACUGUAACGAGAUCAAGCCGUCGUUUAGCCGCUUAGCAACGAAACUUAAAAGCGAGAAUGCGAAAAUAAAACUAGUGGCCAUUGACGUGACUGAUAAUCCGAAGGCUACAGAUUUUGGGGGCAUUAAAUCGUUGCCAACAUUAAAAAUGUAUGCCAAGUCAUCUGAAGUGUCAGUUUACGAUGGAGAUAGAUCUCAAGAUGAUAUGUAUAACUUCUGUAAGAGCUUGCAGGUGAAAGAUGAACUGUGAUCCGUAUAUAUAUAUGGGUAGCAAAAUCAUGAAAUUUACUUAUAUCAUUAAAUUU
Pieris brassicae (large cabbage white) is the source of this 2129-nucleotide messenger RNA. RefSeq names its product protein disulfide-isomerase A5. Gene Ontology annotation, cellular component: endoplasmic reticulum. The record is from RefSeq and is a predicted model, not a curated record. Gene Ontology annotation, biological process: protein folding. The coding region runs from base 167 to 2074 and encodes 635 amino acids. The transcript is spliced from 12 exons. NCBI's taxonomy places the organism in Eukaryota, Metazoa, Arthropoda, Insecta, Lepidoptera, Pieridae. Gene Ontology annotation, molecular function: protein disulfide isomerase activity.